Messenger RNA from Tupaia belangeri chinensis (Chinese tree shrew), 1914 nucleotides. RefSeq names its product shisa family member 5 (gene SHISA5). Bases 1 to 1008 code for a protein of 335 amino acids. The transcript has 7 exons. The record is from RefSeq and is a predicted model, not a curated record. NCBI's taxonomy places the organism in Eukaryota, Metazoa, Chordata, Mammalia, Scandentia, Tupaiidae.
AUGGUGCAGAACGGGGGCUCUGGGGAGGCAGCAGGCUGGGCCCAGGGAAUGCAGCAAGCGCCUUCAGGUGGCAGGGCCCGCGAGUGGGGAGUCCUUUCCCGGGUGGAGUGGAGUGGAGAGGGGCGCGCAGGCAGGCUGGGCGUAAAAAGCGAGGCCCGUUUCCCUGGCUCUGUCUGGACCCCGGCCCGCAGAGGCAGCCUGCUAGCCCGUGGGGGAGGCGGCCUACGAAGUGCCCAGGGAGCGGCCAGUCCCCGCCCUCAGCGCAGGUGCCCCGAGCCAGGUGAGCCUGCCUGGGCUGGGGCGCGACGAGCACGCGGACGAAGGUGGCAUCUCGGGGCAGCGGAGGGCGUGUCCUGUGAAGUCCCAGGACCGCGCGUCCAGAAGGGACCCAGCGUCCGCGGGGCGACAGCCCGUGGUGAGGUGUGCGUGGCGUUCCGUGGCCACGACCUGUCCCCCGUGUCCUGUCCUGACUUCUGCUGUGGCACCUGUGAUGACCAGUACUGCUGCUCGGACAUGCUGAAGAGGUUUGUGUGGAGCGAGCAGAGCUGCGCGGGACCUGCAGACAGGUGGGUGCACGGGGGGCCGUGUGUGCGAGGAGCACCCCCCUGCCCCGAGGCCCUGGGACUUGGCUUUCAGGUGGCCCAUGGGGUUUCUGACGCCCAGCUAGGAGAGGGCCUGGCCCUGGGGAUGGUGGGCACCGUGGACGGUCUAGGUGCGCGCCCGGUUGUCACCACCACGGCCACCACUGUGGUGCACGCCCCCUACCCUCAGCCUGUGAGCGUGCCACCCAGCUACCCGGGGCCGACCUACCAGGGCUACCACCCCAUGCCCCACCCAGGCAUGCCAGCAGCACCCUACCCGACGCAGUACCCACCGCCCUACCCGGCCCAGCCCGUGGGCCCCCCGGCCUACCACGAGACCGUGGCUGGAGGUGCGGCCGCACCCUACCCUGCCAGCCAGCCUCCUUACAACCCGGCCUACAUGGACCCCCCGAAGGCAGCCCCCUGAGCGGGCCCCUGCCCGGAUGCCGUGCGCGUGCGUGUGCGUGAGUGCGCGUGCUCUCCUGCACUGACAGGGCGGGAAGGGUCCUCGCCGGAGCAGGCCGGGACCAGCGUUCUCUUCCUCACUUAAAACUUGGCCGUCUCCAGCAGACUCUCGGGUGGGAGUCCUGGCCCAGCUCAGGCCUGUCACACCAGGCUGGCUAGCACAGCUUUCUGUGGGCACGAUGCAUGUCCUGGUGUCAGCCAAGUAGCCACCUCUGCUCCCGGCCGUGGCUCGUCCCGGGUCUUGGGGUGCCCCUCAGCCGGGCCAUGCAGCAGCCCUGCAGGUGGAGCUUAGGUCUGCCCAGAGCCUCAGCCUUCAGGCAGAUGCCCUGCUACUCCUGGUAGCCAUGCCCCAUGGGGUCUGUCUUCCUUCGGGCAAGGCCUCAGCCAGACCCCGCACCUGCCCGCCCACAGCUGUCUGCCCGCCUUCCUCCUGGGGCCACCCAGACCACAUCCGCUUUCCUUCUAGAUGCCCACAGGAGAUGCCUGCCCUUGCUGGCCCUGAACCUGCUGCAGGUGGGCAGGGCGGCCUCUGUCCACCGACACACUCAGGUCUCCUCCCUGCAGUGUUUUUAGCCAAACAUUUGGUCUGUUCUGUUUAAAAUGCGUGUGAUGGUUGAUGUGAGGCUGAAACCCCAAUCCAAGCUGUUAGUCCCCGCUUCCCUGAAGCCCAGGCUCACGGAUGUCCGCUCCCUGUACCCCAGGAUCGCCUGGGCCACAGCGUCUGGACCGGGGUGUGGGGCAGCUCUGGCCGGCGCGAAGACCUUGGUGUUCCCUGUUGCCCUGUCCGUCUCCCAGCUGGUAGCUUUGCGUCUGUCGGUGUGUGUGCGGCUCGGGUCUGCAGAGUUUAUAAUAAACGCAAACAUUUGGA